GGGGGGUCUCCAAGGAUAUAAGAGCUGAAAGUGUUUAGAGGUCACCUAGUCGAACUCCAUUUUAAAUAUAAGGAAACUGAGACACAGAAAGAAGAAUUGACUCAUCUGAAAAAAUAAAAGGCAUAGAUCUUGCAUUUGAACUUGAGUCUUCUAACUCUAAAUCUAGUGUUUUCUCCAUUACAAAAUAUGGGAUGACCAAAUUUCCAUUUUGUUAACUUCUCACUUCCUUUCCUUGUAGAUAUAUCAGAUGUAUGGAAUCAGAAAACCAAACGUAUGUAUCAGGAUUUCUCCUCCUGGGAAUUUCUGAAAAGGAAGAACAGCAGAUGCCCCUCUUUGGGCUCUUCCUGGGCAUGUACUUGGUCACUGUGUUUGGGAAUGUUCUCAUCAUGCUGGCCAUUGGCUCAGACUCCCACCUCCACACUCCAAUGUACUUUUUUCUCUCCAAUCUGUCCCUGGUGGAUCUCUGUCUAGUUACUACCUUGGUACCCAAGAUGCUGGUGAACAUGCUAACACAAAAUAAGGCCAUCUCAUAUGCUGGAUGCUUUGCUCAGAUGUACUUCUUUAUGAAUUUUGCUUGUUCAGACAAUUUACUUCUUACUGUCAUGGCCUAUGACCGCUUUGUGGCCAUCUGUCACCCUCUACACUAUGUCACUCUGAUGAGUCCACGCAUUUGUAGUCUACUGAUUCUGAUCUCAUGGUCUAUAAGUAUUCUAAUCUCCAUUUUUGAAAUUUUAAUGACGAGGAGACUGUCUUUCUGCAAAGAACGUGAAAUUUCCCACUUUUUCUGUGAUCUUAGUGAAGUUAUAAAGAUUUCCUGUUCUGACACCCUCAUCAAUAACAUAGUAGUAUAUUUUGCAACUGGUCUCCUGGGUAUUCUCCCCCUCACAGGGAUCCUUUUCUCUUACUCUCAGAUAUGCUCCUCAAUAUUAAAAGUACCAUCACCGGGAGGAAAAUAUAAAGCCUUUUCUACCUGUGGGUCUCACAUCUCUGUUGUUUCAUUAUUCUAUGGAACAGGUCUUGGAGUUUAUCUGAGUUCUGCAACUACCCAAUCCUCUCGAAAUAUCUCAAUUGCCUCAGUGAUGUAUUCUGUGGUAACCCCAAUGUUGAACCCCUUCAUUUAUAGCCUGAGAAACAAGGAUAUAAAGGAUGCUCUGAAGAGGAUCAUUAGUGGAACCACAUCCCCUUAGUGACUGGGAAUGGCCCAAGGAAUAUGACAUCAGUAUCUGAGGUCAAGAGUCUAGCAGACAGAGGGGCAGCUGGGUGACUCAGUGGAUUGAGAUCUAUGCCUAGAAGCAGGAGAUUCUGGGUUUAAAAAUAGCCUCAGAUACUACUCAAUUGUGUGACCAUGGACAAGUCAUAUAGCCCCCAUUGCCGUAUUGAUUCUAAGAUGAAAUUAAGGGAUUUUUUUAAAUAGAAAGUAGUCUGGCAGACUGAAAUCUUGGAUUCAAAGUGUGAAAUCCAAUGACUGUCUAUCAUCCCACUUCAAUGACUGUAUAAUCUCUUUGCUGUCACUCAUACAUUUUUUCCUAAUAUCUAUUUCAGGACUUUCUUUGAUGUUCCAGUCUGAUUUUCAUAACAUAUUCUGUCAUAACAUCCAUUCAUUCCAAAGUAACACUAGAUAUAGAGUUUGGAGAGACCUUUUUUCUAGUCUUUGGGUCAUAUUUGUAUACUUUGGAUAAGGCACUUAUUUCAUUUUAGCCUUAAUGUUUUCAUUUGUGUACACGACCAUUAAAGGAACUGUCUCUCCACAAGACUAAUACCUCUCUGUGAAUCAAAUGAAAUGAUGGAAGAAAAAGCAUCUAAAAAGUUGUAAAUUCCUAUAAAAAUUCAGAAACAAAAAGGAAUUGGAGCAGAGGGAGUUUUCAUUUUGUUGUUAUUCAUGCUCCCACCAUCAGAUACAUACUUUCCUCUCCUUAGUUUCCUGUGUU
Messenger RNA from Monodelphis domestica (gray short-tailed opossum), 1928 nucleotides. Its product is annotated as olfactory receptor 7C1. NCBI's taxonomy places the organism in Eukaryota, Metazoa, Chordata, Mammalia, Didelphimorphia, Didelphidae. Gene Ontology annotation, cellular component: membrane. Gene Ontology annotation, molecular function: olfactory receptor activity; G protein-coupled receptor activity. Gene Ontology annotation, biological process: G protein-coupled receptor signaling pathway. The record is from RefSeq and is a predicted model, not a curated record.